This is a messenger RNA of Uloborus diversus, 1508 nucleotides long. It is a transcript of the gene Ada3, whose product is annotated as transcriptional adapter 3-like. The coding region runs from base 225 to 1412 and encodes 395 amino acids. NCBI's taxonomy places the organism in Eukaryota, Metazoa, Arthropoda, Arachnida, Araneae, Uloboridae. Gene Ontology annotation, cellular component: SAGA complex. Gene Ontology annotation, molecular function: transcription coactivator activity. Gene Ontology annotation, biological process: regulation of transcription by RNA polymerase II. The record is from RefSeq and is a predicted model, not a curated record. The transcript has 10 exons.
UAGACCUUUCGCUUUAUAGAGAUCAGUGGAGCUUGCUUGGAGACAGAUUCAGAGUUCCUUACUAAAAUUAGAUAAUUAUUUAUACUGUUAUAUGAACAUGUUUUGAUACGCUCUUGUUUUUCUCUAGCCACCUUAAUCGUGACCUGGAGUUAUGUUUUUCAGAGCUAAUUUCAGCUAUUGAGAGUAAUAGAAAAAAUAAGAUCAAGUCAUCUAUUAAUACAUUCAUGGGUUCCCCCAAACAAUAUCCAACUUUAUUCUCAGCAUUACAAUCAACUAACAGUUCUUUCGCUGAAAAGGAUCUAGAGGAUUUGCAAUUUCAAUUUGAAGAUAUACUGUCAUCAACUCAAAAGAAAAUAGAAAAUUUAGAGCGUGAAAUAUCUUUAACAAAAGACAAGCAAAAUGAAAAACCCAAAAUUGAUAUUGAGAAGAGAAAGUCAAGUACUGAUAGACCAGGAAAAAAACUAAAAGUUUCUUCUAGUAAAGGUCAUUCUUCUGGAGCAAGCCAUCAAAAAAGCAAAAAUGUACAGCCUCAAAAACAACAAACAUCUGAUUUUUCUGAGGCUAUAGUUGAAACUCCCAAAUUCCAGAAACCAGAUAAUUCAAAUAGAUUUUGGUCAUAUUUAGAGGAAUAUUGGGCCGAAAUUUCUCAAGAUGACAUUACAACCUUGGAAGAUUGGCUUAAAGUACAUGACCAUGACUCUGAGUACCAAACUAUUCCCCCUCUGGGUGAGCAUUAUACAAGCAAAUGGAUUGAUGAGGACCUCUUUGAAGAAAUGAAAGAAGGUUCUAAAUCUGCAGAAUGUCCCAAAGGUUUUGUUGAUGAAAACUAUUCAAACUGUGCAGAAAAAGCUGAAUUGCUUGCAAAAGCAAAAGAAGAAUGUUACAACAUACAGGAAUAUGUAUCUGGAAGUCUAACUGAACGCUUAGUGGCUGCUUUAGUUAAGGGGAAUCUUAUGACAUCUCUUGAUAAUGAUCUAGAUGAGGCUUGCUCAAGUGAAGCUGUUGCUAUGAAACAGAAUCACUUAAAACCUGAUCGAGCAGUUAGUGAAAUUCUUGAAAAGAGAUUGCUCAGAGAACUAUUACAUAAUGAUUAUUUGCAAAGUGAAGAUGCUGACACAGAUACUGAUGAUGAGCUUCUAGGGGAGUUGAAAAUGCUGCAGUUUUCACUAAAACCAAUUUCUGAACAUAACAAGCUGCAAAAGACAAACCUUUUAUCUUGUGCAAAAGCAGAAAUGAAAAAGCAAGAAGUGAAAAUGAAGUUGCAGGAGUGUGAUGCAAAGGUAAUGGAAUCCUAUCGUACAAUGGCUGCAGCUAGGUCAAAGAAGAAAAAACUCAGCAAAAAAGAACAAGAACAAAUUUUAAUCAUGCUUAGAAGGCGCAGUUGUUUAGUUAAUGAACUUGAGAAAAUGUAGUGAAGCUAAGCAAGCGUGUUAUUUUAUGUAAAUACAUAUUAAUAUUUAUUUUUGUUUUAUAUGAUUUUAUUUAAUAAAACAUUUUAGUGUUUCAAA